ACCACAACCGCUCCUCCUCCUCCUCCUCCUCCUCAACUUCUCUUCAUAGUUCCUUCAACUUAGCAACAAACAGUGUAAUUACACGCAUUUAAUCAGAAGAAUUCAUUCUGAUGGGCAACGCUGACUAUGAUGUCUACACUUCAGCCAGGGUGGAGUCUGGCGCUUACCGCCGUGCAGCAGUCCCUCCGCCGCAGUUCAAGAACCACCCUCCGUCAAGGAAGUUAGUCCUCCGCAUGCAAUAUGUCUUUCCCUUCCUUGACUGGGCUCCUCGCUGCAGCUUCCAGUUCUUCAAGGCAGAUCUCAUCGCCGGAAUCACCGUAGCAAGUCUCGCUAUCCCUCAGGCAUCAGCUACGCCAAGCUUGCCAAUUUUGCCACCUAUUCUUGGCCUAUAUUCUAGCUUUGUUCCACCUUUAAUUUAUGCCAUGAUGAGGAGCUCGAGGGAUUUGGCAGUGGGACUGUUGCCAUUGCAUCACUUCUUAUAGCUUUUAUGCUGGGAAAGGAAGUUAAUCCCAAUGAGAAUCCCUAUGGGUUUGUCUAAUAUUUGUCUUUUAAAAAUAUAAGUUAAGAAUAUA
This is a messenger RNA of Rubroshorea leprosula, 572 nucleotides long. The record is from the annotation of a GenBank genome assembly. Lineage: Eukaryota; Viridiplantae; Streptophyta; Magnoliopsida; Malvales; Dipterocarpaceae.